Molecule: messenger RNA, 2272 nt
Organism: Pezoporus occidentalis (night parrot)
Lineage: Eukaryota; Metazoa; Chordata; Aves; Psittaciformes; Psittacidae
Gene: OLFM3
Product: olfactomedin 3
Exons: 6
Coding region: 215-1591 (458 amino acids)
Biological process (GO): signal transduction
Source: RefSeq, a predicted model, not a curated record
CUUCGGCAGUACGGGCAGCGCCGUCCUCGCCCGCCCUCCUCGCAGCGAGGCCGCCCGCGGAAUGAGCGUCCCCCGGGCGGCCGCUGCUGCAGCCUCCACUCUGGCGGGCGGGCAGGAGCGCGGGCGCAAGGCGCGACUGCCGGCACGAUCGCCGCAGCGGGUGCGGAGUGAAUGACAGAGAGGGGCGGUGCGGAGAAGCAGCCCUGGGGUCAGGAUGCGGACGCCCGCCAACAUCGUCAACCUCCUGCUGCUGUCCUUGCUGGCCGGCCUCGAUCCGUCCAAGACUCAGAUUAGCCCCAAGGAAGGGUGGCAAGUUUAUAGCUCAGCCCAGGAUCCUGACGGCCGUUGCAUUUGCACUGUUGUUGCACCUGAACAAAACCUGUGUUCAAGAGAUGCUAAAAGCAGGCAACUCAGACAACUGCUAGAGAAGGUUCAGAAUAUGUCCCAAUCUAUUGAAGUUUUAAAUCUACGGACUCAGAGGGAUUUCCAGUACGUUUUAAAAAUGGAAACACAAAUGAAAGGGCUGAAGGCCAAGUUUCGGCAAAUUGAAGAUGAUCGGAAGACAUUAAUGACAAAGCAUUUUCAAGAGUUGAAAGAAAAGAUGGAUGAGCUCCUGCCACUGAUCCCAGUUCUGGAACAAUAUAAAACGGAUGCCAAAUUAAUUACCCAGUUCAAGGAGGAAAUUAGGAAUCUGUCUACUGUUCUCACUGGGAUUCAGGAAGAAAUUGGUGCUUAUGACUAUGAGGAACUACACCAGCGCGUGCUCAGUUUAGAAACCAGGCUUCGAGACUGCAUGAAAAAGCUCACAUGUGGCAAACUGAUGAAAAUUACAGGCCCCAUUACAGUCAAGACAUCUGGAACCCGAUUCGGAGCCUGGAUGACAGAUCCAUUAGCAUCAGAGAAAAAUAACAGAGUCUGGUACAUGGAUGGUUACACUAACAAUAAAAUUGUCCGUGAAUAUAAAUCAGUUGCAGACUUUGUCAGUGGGGCUGAAUCAAGGACAUACAACCUUCCAUUCAAAUGGGCAGGAACCAACCAUGUUGUCUACAAUGGCUCCCUCUAUUUCAACAAGUAUCAGAGCAAUAUCAUCAUCAAAUACAGCUUUGACACUGGGCGGGUGCUUGCACAGCGUAGCCUUGAGUAUGCUGGCUUUCACAAUGUCUACCCUUACACCUGGGGUGGCUUUUCUGAUAUUGACCUGAUGGCAGAUGAAAUCGGGCUAUGGGCUGUGUAUGCGACCAACCAAAAUGCAGGCAACAUUGUCAUCAGCCAGCUAAACCAGGAUACACUGGAGGUGCUGAAGAGCUGGAGCACAGGCUACCCAAAGAGAAGUGCUGGAGAAUCCUUCAUGAUCUGUGGCACCUUGUAUGUUACUAACUCUCACUUAACAGGAGCCAAGGUCUACUAUUCUUAUUCCACAAAAACCUCCACUUAUGAGUAUACAGACAUUCCUUUCCAUAAUCAGUAUUUUCAUAUAUCCAUGCUUGACUACAAUGCAAGAGAUAGAGCUCUCUAUGCCUGGAAUAAUGGACACCAGGUCCUGUUUAAUGUCACCCUUUUCCAUGUCAUUAAAACUGAAGAUGACACAUAAUUUCCUUUUCCUUCCUUUUCCUUCCUUUUCCCUCAUCUCCCUCCCUCAAAGCAGUGUCAUUUGUGAUAAAUUCUAAAAGCUUCCAUCUCUCUCGGUUCCUUUUAAUUUACAUUUCUUUUUUCAUUAAGGAAAAGCAACAUUUUCGACCAUAUAAUGCAUUUCAAAUAGGGCUGAACCUGUCAAAAAUGACCUAUUGGAAAUAAAAGCAUCUUAACUCAUGAUUCUACAAGGUCGCUCAAGACCUUGUCUUGAAAAGCACUAAAGAGGAUUUAAGUGGCUAAAGACAGUUUUUAAAAGAUUAUGACCUGCCUUAUUUUAGAGUCAGAGACUAACGGUGGCUUACAUGCAUGAAUGUCUUUUUUUACCUCAUUUUUUGGUUUGAAUCUAUUGCUCAAGUAGUGUCAGACACAUAUUGCACAUUGUCUUUUCUUUCUUUCUUUAUUUAUUUAUUCCAAAAGAAAGAUUUAGGAAUUUCAUUGUCUUGGACAUGGAGUCUGAUUCAUUUUGCCAUCACCCACUUUCAGAUGUGGUGCUGUAUGAUAUGUUUUUAAAUCUCUUGCAAACAUUUUAUCCGCAGUGUAUUUCUACCAUUGUAACCACCAUUGUGCAAUUGUAUCUCUUCACAUAUGUGAAAGUAAACUAAGUACUAUUUUUUAUAAAAUAUAUUGAAGUUUAAUUGCA